Messenger RNA from Chinchilla lanigera (long-tailed chinchilla), 11729 nucleotides. RefSeq names its product solute carrier family 1 (glial high affinity glutamate transporter), member 2 (gene Slc1a2). Lineage: Eukaryota; Metazoa; Chordata; Mammalia; Rodentia; Chinchillidae. The transcript has 11 exons. Gene Ontology annotation, cellular component: plasma membrane. The record is from RefSeq and is a predicted model, not a curated record. Gene Ontology annotation, biological process: L-glutamate transmembrane transport. Gene Ontology annotation, molecular function: neutral L-amino acid transmembrane transporter activity; L-glutamate transmembrane transporter activity; glutamate:sodium symporter activity. Bases 769 to 2490 code for a protein of 573 amino acids.
CGUCCCGGACGACCGGCUGGGUCUCUUUUCUUACUUGGCUAAUUUACGGCGGAGGCUGCGUGGUGGGGGGAGGGACUGCAGAGGAGGGACCGCGUCUCGAGAUGAGGGGCGGGGGAGGCGGUUAAAGGAGUCGCCCGAGGCUGCGGCGCUGGUGAUGUCAGCUCUCGACGAAAAUAGAGAGGGAUCGCCUGCAAAUCCCCAGCUCCGGCGGGGCUAAACCUCGCAAUCCCUCCCCGGCCGGCGCCGAGCCAGAGCGCAGGGGCCUCCGCCGCCUCCCCGGGCGCGCACACACCCGCACACGCGCGCACGCUCGCAGCACUCCCCCGCUCUCACACUCGCCGUCCUCCCGCGGCCACCCCUCUCGGUGCCCGCCUGCCCCGCAGCAGCAAAGCACAGGUGGCCUCGGCGGCGGCGGCGGCGGCGGCGGCGCACCGUGGGCGUGCGCUCUCCUACAGCCCCGUGGGACAGCGCUCGCUGCGGGAAGCCGCCCUCAGUUUCCCCCAGCGCCUCUCCGAGCGCUACCGCGACGCGCGCAGGGGAACGCGGGGCACGCGCGGUGGAGAGCUGGGACGUGGAUUAGCGCCCACAGGAGCCUCCAGCGCCCGUUGAGGCGCUAAAGGGCUUACCCCGGAGGGGGGCGGAAGGGCGGGGAGAGACUACCCCUUAAAUACCGCUCCCCGCCGCGCUCUCCAGCUCACCCGGCUCCCGCUCGCUCCCUCGCUCGCCGCUUCCGGACUGUGCCGAAGAGGAGGGGGCGUUCCCCAGACCAUGGCAUCCGCGGAAGGUGCCAACAAUAUGCCCAAGCAAGUGGAAGUGCGCAUGCACGACAGCCAUCUCAGCUCAGACGAGCCGAAGCACCGACACCUGGGCCUGCGCUUGUGCGACAAGCUGGGGAAGAACCUCCUGCUCACGCUGACGGUGUUUGGUGUCAUCCUGGGGGCAGUAUGUGGAGGGCUUCUUCGCUUGGCCUCUCCCAUCCACCCUGACGUGGUUAUGUUAAUAGCCUUCCCGGGGGAUAUACUCAUGAGGAUGCUAAAAAUGCUCAUUCUCCCCCUCAUCAUCUCCAGCUUAAUCACAGGGUUGUCUGGCCUGGAUGCUAAAGCCAGUGGUCGCUUAGGUACGAGAGCUAUGAUAUAUUAUAUGUCCACGACUGUCAUUGCUGCUGUGCUGGGGGUCAUCCUGGUCUUGGCCAUCCACCCCGGGAAUCCCAAACUCAAGAAACAGCUGGGACCUGGGAAGAAGAACGAUGAAGUCUCCAGCCUGGAUGCCUUCUUGGAUCUUAUCCGAAAUCUCUUCCCAGAAAAUCUGGUCCAAGCCUGUUUCCAACAGAUUCAAACAGUGACAAAGAAAGUCCUGGUGGCCCCUCAGUCAGAGGAACCCAAUGCCACCAGCACCGUCGUCUCCCUGUUGAACGAGACUGUGUCGGAGGUCCCUGAGGAAACUAAGAUGGUUAUCAAGAAGGGCCUGGAGUUCAAGGACGGGAUGAAUGUCUUAGGUCUGAUAGGGUUUUUCAUUGCCUUUGGCAUUGCUAUGGGGAAGAUGGGAGAGCAGGCCAAGCUGAUGGUGGAAUUCUUCAACAUUCUGAAUGAAAUCGUAAUGAAGUUGGUGAUCAUGAUCAUGUGGUACUCUCCCCUGGGUAUCGCCUGCCUCAUUUGUGGGAAGAUCAUUGCAAUCAAGGACUUAGAAGUGGUCGCUAGGCAACUGGGGAUGUACAUGAUAACAGUGAUCGUGGGUCUCAUCAUCCAUGGGGGCAUCUUUCUCCCUUUGAUUUACUUCGUAGUGACCAGGAAAAACCCUUUCUCCUUUUUUGCUGGCAUUUUCCAAGCGUGGAUUACUGCCCUGGGCACUGCUUCCAGUGCUGGAACUUUGCCUGUCACCUUCCGUUGCCUGGAAGAAAAUCUGGGGAUUGACAAGCGUGUAACCAGAUUUGUCCUCCCAGUUGGAGCAACCAUUAACAUGGAUGGCACAGCCCUUUAUGAAGCCGUGGCUGCCAUUUUUAUAGCCCAGAUGAAUGGUGUUGUCCUGGACGGAGGGCAGAUUGUGACUGUAAGCCUCACUGCCACGCUGGCGAGCGUGGGUGCCGCCAGUAUCCCCAGUGCUGGGUUGGUCACCAUGCUCCUAAUUCUGACAGCCGUGGGCCUGCCGACAGAGGACAUCAGCUUGCUGGUGGCUGUGGACUGGCUGCUGGACAGGAUGAGAACUUCAGUCAAUGUCGUGGGUGACUCUUUUGGGGCUGGGAUUGUCUAUCACCUCUCCAAGUCUGAGCUGGAUACCAUUGACUCCCAACAUCGCGUGCACGAAGACAUUGAAAUGACCAAGACUCAAUCCAUUUAUGAUGACAUGAAGAAUCAUAGGGAAAGCAACUCUAAUCAGUGUGUCUAUGCUGCACACAACUCUGUCAUAGUAGAUGAGUGCAAGGUAACUCUGGCAGCCAACGGAAAGUCAGCCGACUGCAGUGUUGAGGAAGAGCCUUGGAAACGAGAAAAAUAAAGACUAUGACUCUCAGCACAUUCUUGAAUAAACUCCCCAGCGUAUCUUAUGGUAAAAGAUGAUAUAAACAAGCAUUCUUUAAAAAGGAAAAAAAAAAAAAGCAUCUAUUUCUAUGUUUACUUAAUCUGUUAGCUGAGGCUUAGAGGAGCUGUGGUGAGUCCGUGAUGCCAGGCACGGUGCUGUGUCUUUGCCAAGUAACGCUUCAUAACUGGCUAAUUUUCUGACUUGUGUUAUUGUUUGAAUGGAUGUGCUGGAGGAAUCCCUUUGAAUUGAAGACACAUUCUUGCCAGCCUUCCCUUCUCUCUCAGUGCAGAACUGUGGAUGCUCUUUUCCCAAGGGACAUGACAAAAGCAGUGUGGUACACUCCGGGGACUUGGGACAAUGAGCAUACACACAAUGUGUUAUUCCUUAAAGUGUUCCUGUCUUACCUUGCUGCACAUAAGAGAUUCCGCUAGAAGCCUCUAGAAGUAACUCCCUUUUGGUAUCUUAUAGAGUUUGCACACAUGCUGAUUGAAAGCGAGUGUCUAUGUUAGGGAAUUCAAGCUUCCUACCUUCUGGGUGCCCUUUGCGUUGAAUGUUUCCAAGAGAGUUUUAGCGGGAGCCGUACUCUCUGGGCAGCUGAUUAUGGAACCCACUGCCUCUCUGCCCCCUCCUAAGUUUGUGUGAAUAGUGGUUAAAAUUUCAAAAUAUGUCUCAUCACUCUUUCUAAAGUUGACAUUGGGUUAAGAAGUAUUUUACAACCACUAUAUAUAUAUAUAUGUUAACAGAAUUAAUGGAGUGCAGAUGAUAUAAAUUUUAACCAGAUUGAACUACCCAAAUUCAUUUGCAUUUUAUUUGUAUUCAUUUAUCACAGUGACAUCAAGUGAGGUUAUGUGAUCUAUGUUUUGCUCUCUUCGUUUCACCCACAAGAUUCCCAUUUGGGUUUCUUGCAGAAAACGAUUCUUUAGAUCUCUCAAUCAUUUCCAUCAUAUUCUCAUCCACCUAGAUGGCCUGAUCCUUUGUCCUCCACACUUGGACUAAGCUUGUGUGAGCUGUGCCUCUUUUCAUGCCAUACCUUGAAAAAACAAACUGGUAUCUAAUGAAUAUGUACAAGGCUUUUUUGUUAUAUCCAAGCACAUAAAACUAGUUACAGGACACGGCUGGAAGCAGAGCCAGUCUUCCUCCUCAGCUGGAAAGGAACAAAAGACGAAAGUACAAAACCCUACAAAGGUGAUGUCUUUUUGGAGUGGUCCCGCCAGUCUUGGUCCAUGAAAUGAGAACAAAGGAUGACAGCACGGCUUCCCAGAUGAAGCUUUUUCAAGGAUAUGAAAGUUUGAAGGAAUAAAUAAUAUAAUUGGCACAGAGCAGGGCCUUGCACCUGGAAGACAGCCAGCAAAUCCUUAAUGAUUGGUUAUGCAAGCUGAAGUUUUGAAUAUGUCUACUAUUAUUUUCUAUUGAAUAACCCACAGUAUUUUCCUAAGGUUGCUGGGUUGGGGAGUUAACUGGGGAUUUGAGUCAUUGAGAGAUAAAGCACAAUCGAGUCUAAGGAGUAGAACCUUAGUCCACAUGUCUAAAUGUGUUUGGUGUCUCCCAUGAGGCCAGCAGAGGGAUGCAGAAGUAUUCAUAAAUACAUAUAGAAUCCAAAUUCUCUUAGAGGAGGGAGUAUUUGGGCAUCACCUACCCUUUAUUACCUAAUCCUUAUGACUUCUCUCUUCCAACCCAGACAGUUUUGAAAUAUACAAAAGAUGAGAAUCCAGUUGCUUUUUUGUCUCUUAAAUCCUAGUUAUUUUUUGGAUAUGGAUCACUACUGAGCAGUAUUAAGCAGAUUUUUUAAAAUGUCAUUGAUCUUUGUUUUCAUAAAAUGGACAGUUAAUAGAGUGAGUAAGGUCAUGCUCAAAUGUAGUAGGGAGGAAUAAAUUCUUUAUAGCAGACAUGUGGGCCAAAGGGACAGUUCCUGGUUUUAGCCGUGAAACCCAAAUUUUCUUUAAGUGGUACUUCAAGAGGUUUUUUACGGUGAGCAGAAAGAUAUAGGCAAAUCAUCUAGGAGGUGCCUGCCUUUUGCUGUAGAAGGCCAACUUGGCAUUUGCAUACACCAAUACGUUUCUCAAAGGAGUGGUCACAGGAUCAUCUUUGCAAGUCUCUGCUUGAAAAUCUUUCUGGUUUCUUUUGUUUUCAUCUUUUUCCUAGCUAUGCUAUUAACCUGUAAAUAUGUAAGGGGGAUAAUGUGGUCAAAAGAAAGAGAAUUUACCACUUCACAGAGCAGGCUUUUCUGGUUUGAGACUGUAUACGGUGUCUGAUGAGAAUACACUUAGAAAACCAUGAUUAUCUGGAAAUUCAAUAAAUUAUAUUAAAAUGAACUAGUUUAUCAAAUUCAAGAAUACCCUGACUAUCCACACUGCAUGUAGAGCUGACAUAUGAGUAUGUCCUCUAGGGUUUUAGGCUUCAUUCAUUCUUCCCAUGCCGUGCCCAUUGGGGAUUCUUUUGUCCAGAAUAUGUGCCAUAAACAGAACAAAUGGAUCCAGAGUAUACCUCUAAUAGCCUUGACCUAAAUGGGAUACUUGUCAGUUAUAUGUACAGAUUUAUGCUAAUGGGCUCAUCACAGAUAAAAAUGCUUAUAAUAGUCCAUUAAUAUUUGAUGAUACAUAAAUGUUGUAUAUCUAUAUAUAGAAUCAGCAGGUCAGGUACAUACACUGCAUCUGGUGAGGUUUGUACAUCAGGACUUUGUCAAUACCAUUUUGCUAUAGGCUUCUUCACUUUUUAAAGGAUUAGAGUCAUUUUAGUUCAAAACCAGCUAAGGAGAAAUUUACCCUUCCCUUUCUUAUCCUUGCCCUUUUGAGAAACCCAAGUGGACUCAUCAUUUAAUUAUUUGCUAAAAUUGAACAAGUCCAGUCCAACUAGUGAGAAGUUAGCUUAUCUUUCAAAGUAAUGUCUUACCUUAGACAUUUGAGGAUAUGUUCCUCACCACAUGGUUCAAAAUGAAGUACAUCAGAGAAUCCGGGCAACCAUCUUGUUUAUGUAAACAGAUCUUCAGUAAAGAACUCUAAGUGACUUUAGGACCUUAGGUAGCUAUCAGAUCCCACUUUUGACUUCUCUUUGGGUAUUGAAACCCAGUCUGCAUUCAUCUCGUUGCUUGCUGAAGUUACCAUACCCUACAAAAGACAAAUAUUUCUUCCUCCUCUCCAACCACUAAUUCACCUGGAUGUUCACAAAAGUUAGAGGAAAAAGGGUGCCAAAAUGUCUAGCUCCUGGAUUUAGACUUGUGGAAGCUGAGAAAGGCUUGAGAGAAAGUUAGUUGCUGGAGAGAUUUCUGGUAGUUGAUGUCAGAAAUCCCAGUGAGCAAUUGAUUAGAUCUCAAGUAAUCUCCAUUUGUUGAGGUAUUUGCAGAAGUAUCUAGUGAAGAAGGCUUUGAGAGUUGGGUAGCUGGGAAAUUUAUCUCUUGGGCCCCCCCAAAGGAAAACCAAUUCCACCUGCCAUGUUUUCCCAAAUAUCACACUUCUUUUUUCUCUUAAUAGCAAAAAUAUAAUUUUUUACUUUUGUCAGAAGCAAGGCUUCUGCUUAUGCAAUAUCUUCCCAAGAAGUACAGCAAUAAACUCAACUAGGUAUGCACACGCUCAGAGAUGAUUUCUGUGGUUCUAAGCCUUGAAAAACAAGUCUCAGCAGCUCUUGCCUGGUUUGAUGACUAAAAGUGGACAGCAGUUACACCCCGGGGAAGGUGGUGUAACUUCCCCUACUUAGCUGAUUUCUAACUCUCAGGGCCAUCGAUUGUCUGGGUUGCUGGUAUUGCUUUGCUUAUUCUCCAAGUGAACUCAUUCCAAGCCAAGAAAAGGGAAUGAAUGAGAGUUUUUUGUGUGUGUGUUAUUAUCACACUCAUUCUUUGAAUAAGGAUAUUGAGGUCUUGGGGCAUAAGAAGAUUAAGUUAAAGCACAGUCUGAAGUAAAAGUGAAAUAAAACUGAUUGUUGAAGAAGAUGAAUAUUUCUAGUAUCUGUAGUCAUUUCAAAUUAAACCUAGGAGAACAGUCACCACCCAGGCAGCUGACUUUAGUGGGAGAUUGCUCUCUUUGGAUGGAGUGAGUUCAGAGCUGCUCAUGAAACAUUAGUUUAUGAUGACUCUAAAGGAAAAUGUUAUUUUUCACUCUUCCUCCUCCCUCCUAUUCCACUGUUUAAGAAACAACUUAGUGAAUGACCAUAUAGGUUAGUCUAAGGAUUCAUUUUAGAACAGAUAAUAACCUGAAUUGGAUCCUAUCUAAUUUCAUGGCAUAAUGCAGUUAAUGCAGGCAAUGACACAGAGAUGACAGGAAAUGGCAUGGUUUGGUAGAAGAACUGUUUGACAUAGACUUUGCCCGGUUUUAGCUGUAUGACUUACACAACUCACUUUAUGUCCAAAGCUUUAUUUUCUCUCAUUUGAAAGGUGAAAGGGUUGACUUAAAUGAUUAAACUCCCACUAGCAAUAAAAUCCCUGAUAUUACAAUCUGUUUUAUUUUCUUCUUUCUUAAGAGACUUACUUCUCUAAAAUACUAUUAUUUAUAUUUUACAUCAGAGAGGUUCCAUUCUACCAAAUAAUCGAUUUAAAUUUUUCUCAUUCCCCCUUUUUAAGCCUCUAUUUAUUUUAGGUUUAUGACAAGCUUGGCAAGUGGUCAUGUUAAUCUAUGAUUUGAGACACCAGUAAAAAACCUUUUAUAAAAGUUCCUUUUACCUACACUCACUGUCCUAGUAGAAGUAGUGAUUUAGCUCAGGGAAAAAAUGCUGCCAGAGUCACCGUGAGGGACCGGACAUGUCUACAGCUGCACUCGACCUCUUGCAUCAUUCUUGCUGUAGCAACAAAACCCGCUCCAAAUACCCAAACCACAUAAUUUUAUCCAAACACUCCUAAUUGCCAACCCUGUAUGGGAAUUUGGGAGCCUUUGGCAAAUAAACUUGAACACUCAUGAAAUUUGGUGCAAGACUUACACAAUCACAGCAACAGUCUGUAAAUACCUUCCCUCCUCCGCAGGUAUGCAGGCAUGCACAUCCAUGUACAAGUAAGCUGGGCUGAGGCCUUUCUCUGGAGGGAUAUGCAAGGAUAUUUGAUUGAAUUCAUUUCCAUAUUUUCCACUUGAUUUUCUUGCGUCAUAGGCAUUACAUGGCAGGUAGAGAAGCUCUAACUUACAUGGAUAAAGUCUUACUGUCACUGUCCUUUUCAAUGCUUGUGGAAUUUCUAGUGAGUAGGACACCAGGUGUGGUCCACAGGGUGCCUGACACCAGCCAUGACCUUCAAAGAACGUCCUGUACUUUCUGGCAUUAUUGCAAAGGGCUCCUGCUUGCAUAUUUGCCCUGUAUCCAACCUUCUGCUAAAUAGAGUGGAGUUGGUAUUUCCUGUGUGGUGAGCACCCUUAUUGCUAGAGAAGACUUCAGUUCUUCAGAUUUGGGGAAGUGAGAAGUAAAUCUAGGACGAGAUUGAAGAUUGCAGUUUUUUAUUUGUUAUUGUUGUUGGUUACUUGUUUUUAUCCCAUCAGUUUAGAAAACCCGACAUGAGAGAAGAAAGAUAAAGUUUCUCAACUGACCUAUUGAAGAACCUGUAGGAAAGUGAGAGAAGUCCCUAAACUCACAUUCCAUUUAUUCUAAAUAAUACCCUGACUACUGUUCAGUCCUUCUUUUUUUUUCUAUGUCUAUCCUUGCUUCAUCUUCCAAUCUCUGAGCCAAGUCUCUAUUGUAAUAUUUAAAACAAUCUUUCCAGUUGUUAGGCAGGGAUUUUUUGUGCUAAGAAUAAAACCUACUACUGGAACAGACCUUACUGCUUUCGCAGUCAGCAUUUGACCUUGACAAUGGGUAACAGCAGGUCCCCAGUUCCUCUGGAGACACCUCCAAUCCUGGGUGAGUAUUGGAACAUAACAACUGACUGUUACCCUUGUCAUCAUCCCCUGCGGAGAUGGGGAUGAUGCAGCCAGAGCUUUGCUACUUCUGGGGCUCUGUUUUUUCUCAUGGCAACUAUUUUGCCAGCCUGAAACAGUCUGUUGCCUUUGAUAGGGGACAAACAUACUCACUAGCCAAAGAAGUUGGACCAGCGCAUCUCUGAGGUUUCUUCCCCAUAGAGCAAAUUCUCUGAGAUGUACAAGCAGAAAGUUGGCUCUCUGGUGGCUUACAACACUAUGAGAGUACUUUCCUCACUAGGAACUCAGCCUUUGGCAUGCAGAUUCUUCUACAAAUCACCUUAACCCCCUCCCUCCUUCCCCUGAAAAAUCUCAGCAUUGCAUCUCCAUGUUGCACAACACAGAUCAGACUAUCUGGUCACUAUAGAGAUUUGUAUAUAAAAAAGCUACUUUUUUGAGAAUUUUUUAUAUUGUUUUUCUAUUUGUUUUCUACAGUUUGAGGAGAGAGCUGGCAAACUGUGAAUCUAAUUUUGUCUUGCUGCCAGCAGAUAUAUUUUGGCUUCCUGGUAAGAGUCCAUGCUACCAGGGACAAUAUCUUGUUAUCUGAUCAGUAUUACACCCCAAAUUACUACAAAUUACUUCAGCUAAGUCUUACAUUCUUUCUUCUACAAAUCCCCAAGCUUCUUUACUAUUAUUUAUUUUUUAAAAAGCAUGAGAAUAUGUAUUUAUAGUCCUGGAUAUUAUAUGUUUAAUAUUAAUUUAGCCUUUAAUAAUGUUACAGGUUUAUAUCUAUUCUUCAGAAAUCAUAAAGAACUCAGUGGAGACUGAAUUCAUCUAUUUAGUACCUGUAAUUUUGCAGACAGAUAUUUUCUUAUGGUAUUUUCUAUAGAACCACAUAUUUAGAAUUGUAACUAAUAGAGCACAAGACAUUUCUACAACAACCUAGAGCUAUCAAUUGUUUUCUGAACAUAUAGCCACAGUCAAACAAUUUAAGAACCCAGUCCUCAGUGAUACGGUAUCACCAUCAAGAACAAAGAAUUGCUUAAAUCAGGUGGUUAAGAUGUAUGUUUAAAUAAUCUUUUUAACUCAAGGAAUGGUGCUGAUUUUUAUUUUGGGCACCAGGCCUUGUUUUUUCCAGCUGAGCAUUCUAAGUGUUUGCUUUUCUCUGAAAUCACCAAAGGCAAAGUGAUAAUAGUGGGAUCAUUUCUACAUCAGAAUCUCUCAUGCCUUUCUAAAUGUUUGUGUGAUAACUGGCUUAGAAAAAUUUUGAGUAGCAAAGGCUAAGAAUGAAUGCUGUUGUACAGAGUCACUGCAAUUAAUUCUUGCUAGACAAAAUGACAAUAAAUGUCACAUUGUUAAAUGAAUUGAUUACAUAUUUUUAAAUAAAAAAUUCAUACUGGUUAUGAAGCAAUACUGUAUCACUGGGGACUGGAGGUGGGAGUUUAGAAUCACACUGAAAUUGUUCAAGAAGCCCAGGUAGUUUUUUGUCCUCAGGUGAAUAACAAACUAUGUAACCUUCCCAACAGGUAAAUCAAUAGCCACUGAAAAGACGAGGUGUCUUUCCUCCACCAAACACAUUUUUCAAUAUGGUGGUGGGACUAAUAUUUUUACCAUGUUUUAAACUGUUGUCAGUUAUAGAGAGAAUGUACUAGUAUGUAUUUGAACCUGCUCCUCAUUAAGCAAACAGAUUAGAUAUGCCCUCAAAUGGCUAAGAUUGUGUCUUUUCAAGUACAACUAGCUGUCAAAGCAUGAAGUUCUUGUGUAUACACACUAACGCUUGGUCCACGCAUGAAGAACAGUGCCUAUGCACUUUGUGUAGCUAUAAUGUAGGUAUCUCUGUGUAAUUUCAGUGAAAUGGUGUAUAGAUGUAUUGUAAUUUAAUUUAAAUGUUACUUUUGGCUGUUCACCUAGAUGCAAUAGAUAUGUUGAUUGCUGUUUUCAAAACACUUCUUUUUCUUCUUAGAUACCUAGCAAUGAAUCACUUUUACUCUUUCAUAAUGUGAUUUGGGGAUAUGUAUCAGUGAAGAACCUAUGUAUGAAUCCGUUAUACUAAUGAUUGUUUCAAUGUAUGUGUGUAUCCAGCACCUUUGUAAAUACACAAUUCAGAGCAGGGAUGGGUUGGAUGUGUGUCCUGGUUCUUAGUGAAAGGCCAUUUGAUGUCUAUGUAAUACUUAGUGAAUAGAACUGUGGAGCUUUUGAUGAUCUAGGCUUAAGUAGCUAUAGAGUGAGGAUGUUCAUCUCAAGUCCUUUGCUUGCUGGAUGGAGCUCAGAGAGCCAAACAUUGGCCUUCUCUUGUGCAUGUUAGCAUCAUGUCUUUAGGGAAGGAUCAGCCCCUCUGGUUGUCAGAUAUUCAUCCUGAUGCUUGUGACCUGAAAGUUCUGAAGAGCCUUGUCCCAUUUGGCUUCUUGAGUCAGAAUGGGAAAAAUAUUUACUGACUAGCUGCCAUGCAGGUGAAAUCCCACAGAAGCACAGUUCUGGCAAGAAAUGGCACUGUUGCCAUCGAAAGAUCAAGCGCUAGAAGCACAGGAGCAGUCAGUGUACAAUUUUGGGGGUUGCAGGGGGCAACUGCCAAAGCACAGAUCCCAUAUAUAUGAAGGGAGUGUAACCUCCUCUACCCACGUGCUCUGUGUGUAUGUUUGGAAGUGACUGAAGAUGAGAUUAACAAAUUUAAUUAUACAUUUGCCUCUGAAAACACACAUUCUGUUUAAUUAGCACUAAAUGCAACGUCUAGAGCUCCUGUAACCCUUUUCUCUUCCCCAAGAGCAGAGAAGAGGAGAAGAAAGAGCAAUGUGCUAUAGGAAACACUGAGUGCCCCUCUUUUUUUAUUCAAAGGUAUGAAGCCCAAUAUCAUGAGGGCAAACAGCCCAUUAAUUUUCAAUGGCUUCUUCAGAUGAGUGGGAUGAAGGGAAAUGGUAGAUGGGCACAUUUUUCCUGGAAAAUGUGGUUUCUUCCAGUGCAAGAGGAAAAGCUUACUGAAAAAAACUUAGCCUUUAGGCAGGAUUAUCCUUGAAGAGUCUUGUAUAUCCAGAAUGAAAGAUGAGCAUAAUUGUUCUCCUCACAUUCACAAUCCCCACUGAUCUAAAGUCAUGUGGUGUAGAGCAUCUAUAGCACAUUGUACUUAAAAGACUAAUUAAUGCAAAAGAUAAAAAGUUCAACUAAUUUUGUGGUUGUUUCUGAUAAGUGGUACUAGGAAAUACCUUGUUGGCAAAGCACAUUUUGGGUAGAUGAGGUCUUUCAUUUUCGCCUUUAGCUUUCCAUGCUUUCUUACCAUGUGGACUGAUUACUGUAACAUUUCACGUGUAAAAUUACUGGACAUUCUUUAUAUGCUGGAAGUAACCUGUGAGUUCAAAAUUUCACUAAGUGUUUUAACCUUUGUGUAUAUAUUUCUCAUCAAUAAAUGUGGAUUUCAAUUUC